UCUAGUUUUUAGUUAGAAAUGGAAUUAGCACAGAGAGAGAGUUGACAAAAAGCUACUAGGAGGCACUAGCCAUCUCACACCUCAGUGCCUCACUAAUAUUUUUCCUUUCUUUCUAUCCCUUCUUCUACAAUUAUUCCUCCCCCUUUUCUUCUCUUCUUCUCUUUUGAUAUAGUAUUAUACUACUGCAUAUUAUCUGUUCUGUCUUCUUUCACACUCUAUCUCCGUUUCUUUCUUCUUCUCCUCUGUAAUGGCCUCUCUUGCAGAUAUAGGAGUAUCAGCAUUCAUAAACAUUGUGUUUGCAUUUUUGUUCUUACUUGGUUUUGCUUUUCUGAGAUUACAGCCCAUUAAUGACAGAGUUUAUUUCCCGAAAUGGUAUCUUACUGGAGGAAGAACUAGUCCUAGAAACCGUGGGAAUUUUGUGGGUAAAUUCGUUAAUCUCAAUUUCAAAACAUAUCUUACUUUUCUCAAUUGGAUGCCUCAAGCACUUCGUAUGUCUGAAGAUGAGAUUAUCACCCAUGCUGGACUUGAUUCUGCUGUUUUUCUCAGGAUUUAUAUACUUGGGUUGAAGAUUUUCGUACCGAUAACCAUACUUGCACUGGUAGUUCUUGUACCUAUCAAUGUAUCAGGUGGAACACUUUUUUUUCUAAGGAAGGAAUUGGUCAUCAGCGACAUUGAUAAACUGUCAAUAUCAAAUGUUAGUCCUAAAUCCGAAAAGUUUUGGGCUCAUAUUGGAAUGGCAUAUGUAUUCACGUUCUGGGUCUGCUAUAUACUAUAUAAGGAAUAUGAUAGAGUCGCAUUCAUGAGGUUGCAUUUUUUGGCAUCACAAAGUCGACGUGUAGAUCAGUUUACGGUAGUGGUUAGAAAUAUCCCACAUGUCGCUGGUCACUCGACAUCAGAAAGCGUGGAUCACUUUUUCCAGAAUAACCAUUCGGACCACUAUAUCGGUCAUCAAGCUGUUUACAAUGCAAACAAAUUUGCUAAACUUGUAAGACGAAGAGACAGACUCCAACAGUUGCUGGAUUAUAACCAGCUGAAGUUCGAAAGACAUCCAGCCCGGAAAAGGCCAAGUAAAAAGAGUGGAUUUUGUGGGCUAUGGGGAAAAAGAGUAGAUUCUAUUGAGUUCUACCAACACCAGAUGAAAGAGCUUGAGAAAAUGAUGGCGUCUGAGCGGCAAAGAAUACUUAAGGAUCCAAAGUCUAUUAUGCCAGUAGCUUUUGUUUCAUUUGAUUCUCGUUGGGCUGCUGCUGUAUGUGCGCAAACACAACAGAGCAAGAAUCCUACAUGGUGGUUAACCUAUUGGGCCCCUGAACCACGUGAUGUUUACUGGCGGAAUCUAGCUAUACCAUUUGUUUCUCUAAGCAUCCGAAAACUCAUAAUAGCAAUCACAGUAUUUGCUUUGGUGUUCUUUUACAUGAUACCAAUUGCUUUUGUACAAUCACUUGCGAAUCUUGAGGGUCUCGAAAAAGUUGCACCUUUCCUCAGGCCAGUGAUAGAACUGGGAGUGAUUAAGUCAUUUCUUCAAGGUUUCCUUCCAGGUUUAGCACUUAAAAUAUUCAUGUAUAUUCUUCCUACGGUUUUGAUGAUUAUGUCAAAGGUUGAGGGCCAUUUGGCAAUAUCCGUACUUGAAAGGAAAGCAGCAGCAAAAUAUUACUAUUUUAUGUUGGUGAAUGUGUUCUUGGGAAGUAUAGUGACUGGAACAGCUUUUGAGCAACUCGAUGCUUUCCUUCAUCAAUCGCCUACUCAGAUUCCUAGGAACAUUGGAGUUUCAAUACCAAUGAAGGCUACUUUCUUUAUCACAUAUAUCAUGGUCGACGGGUGGGCAGGCAUUGCGAGUGAGAUUCUUCGGCUGAAGCCUUUGGUGAUAUAUCACUUAAAAAACGUGUUCUUAGUGAAAACAGAAAGAGACCGAGUGAAAGCAAUGGACCCUGGAAGCGUUCAAUUAGCAGAGACUCUUCCGUCACUUCAGCUUUACUUCCUUCUUGGGAUUGUGUAUGCCGUGAUCACUCCAAUCCUUCUUCCUUUCAUUCUUGUCUUCUUUGGCUUCGCAUAUCUCGUUUACCGUCAUCAGAUAAUCAAUGUUUACAACCAACAAUACGAGAGUGUUGCUGCAUUUUGGCCACAUGUUCAUAGCCGUAUUAUUGGAAGCUUGUUGAUAUCUCACCUUCUUUUGUUCGGACUGCUCAGCACAAAGAAAGCUGCUCAUUCUACACCGUUUCUUAUUUUAUUACCAAUUUUAACAAUAUGGUUCCAGAAGUACUGCAAGAGUCGCUUCGAACCUGCAUUCAGAAAGUAUCCACUAGAGGAAGCCGUGGAAAAAGAUAGAAUAGAGAGAACUGCAGAGCCAAACUUAAACCUGAAAGCUUACUUGGCUGAUGCAUACUUGCACCCAAUUUUCAGGUCAUUUGAAGAGGUAGAAGAGGUGGUAGAGAUGACGGAAGUUAGAGUCGACAAGAGACAAUCUCACUACAUGAACCAUACCUCAACGAAUGAAGUCAAUUCUCCUUCACCACCACAGUCACCGCCAUCGCCAUAUGUCUAUCACUAUGAUGUUGAACCUGGAAUCAGGACUGGUUGGUGAGCUAAACAAGUUACUACCAUGGUUGCUAUAGACGGUUUAUAGGGAUUCGGUUUAACCUCGUAUUUGUUAGUCCCCCAUAACUUCUUUCAUGUAAAUGAUAUCAACGGGUUACUUAUUAUGCUUGAAAUAUGGACACAAUAUUCAUUGCUUGUAACAUCUUUUAGUGAUAAAUAAACAACAUUACUAAUCUA
Messenger RNA from Papaver somniferum (opium poppy), 2769 nucleotides. RefSeq names its product CSC1-like protein At1g32090. The transcript is spliced from 11 exons. Gene Ontology annotation, molecular function: calcium-activated cation channel activity. The record is from RefSeq and is a predicted model, not a curated record. The coding region runs from base 248 to 2578 and encodes 776 amino acids. Gene Ontology annotation, cellular component: plasma membrane. NCBI's taxonomy places the organism in Eukaryota, Viridiplantae, Streptophyta, Magnoliopsida, Ranunculales, Papaveraceae.